AUGGUCGCUUCUGCUCUGGCGGAAUUGUGUGCAGGAACGAAGUCUACACAGAGUGAUAAUAGGGAAACACAGUCUACCCUCUCCUCUGGUUCUGCCGACAUCAACGCUGAAUUGAUUGAUGAGAAUCCGCCGGCACCAAGUCGCGAUGAGGCCACCGCGAGCCAACCUCCCAUCCAGUCCCUCUAUCAAAUCACCCCCCUUCGGAGCCUGCGCUCGCAGCGACUAGAUGAUGCGGCCAUUCGCCGUGGGCCCAGUGAUUUGAUAUCGCGCAAAAUGCUGAGUAUUCGUGAUGCAGAGGUAUUGGUGAAUAACUACUUGCAACGAACGGACCAUUACCUCUACGGGAUAGCGAGUGAAUAUGCCAGCUUGGAAAAUCUCCGGCAAGCUUCGCCGCUUCUCCUCACAGCCAUCCUAACGGUGGCAGCGCUGCAAAGUCCAGACGGGCAGCAGCAAUACCGGGUCUGCUAUCCCAAGCUCCGCAGGUUGAUUGCAGAUUUUCUAUUCUCUGCGGUGGUCAUCUUGGAAGACCUCCGGGGCCUUUGCAUUGCGUGCUUCUGGCUGAGUGAUAUCUCGUGGUCAAUCCUUGGUCUUGCCAUCCGGCGUGCAGUCAAGCUGAAGCUCCCUAAAUACUUCUCUAUGGCGGUCGAAUACCUCAAACCGGAGCUGUCACCGUCGGUCUCAGAUCAGCUUGCUAGGAGAUUAAUUGACGGUGUGCGGUUGUGGUACUUGCUCUAUGUUCGUGAUCAGCAUCUGGCUAUACUCUAUGGACGCCGUUCGAUACUGCGCGAUGGCGAAGAAAUCCAGAAUUGGAUGCUGUGUCUAGCAGUUUGGCGUGGCUCGAUCACGGAUAUUCGGAUCCUGAGCCAGGUUGCCUUGUUGCAGAUUCUUCGGUCUAUCCCGGAGAUCUUUGGACAGGAUUCUAAACGCCGUGUGCCAACUCUGCUCAAGUCGCAGCUGGAUGCUUUCAAUCAGCAACUGGACCUCUGGGUCACUCACUGGCUGGGUAUCUCUCAAAAUCACCUGAUAAUCGGCACCUACCCAAGCAAAGCCAUCACCCUCCACCACCACUUCUCCAAACUCCUCGUCUCCUCACACGUCUUCCGCGGCAUAGGACCAGACCCCAGCCAAGACCCGCUCCCAACAAAAUCCCAAGACCUCGCCGCCGUGGCCAUCAACUCGGCCAAAUCGGUCGUCGAGCUAACCGUGACCGACCCAGACCUCAUCGACGCAUACAUCGGCAUCCCGCACUCCUACCACACGAUGAUCGCAUUUGCAUGCUCGUUUCUAAUGAAAGUCGCCACAAAAUAA
Messenger RNA from Penicillium alfredii, 1308 nucleotides. RefSeq names its product fungal specific transcription factor domain-containing protein. Gene Ontology annotation, molecular function: zinc ion binding; DNA binding. The coding region runs from base 1 to 1308 and encodes 435 amino acids. The transcript has 3 exons. Gene Ontology annotation, biological process: DNA-templated transcription. NCBI's taxonomy places the organism in Eukaryota, Fungi, Ascomycota, Eurotiomycetes, Eurotiales, Aspergillaceae. The record is from RefSeq and is a predicted model, not a curated record.